CGGGAACUGUUAACUGUCGGGCGCUACUCCGUUUACACUAUAUAUUCAAGUCUCUGAGAGAAUUUCAGAAAUUUGCGAAAGAGCUUAGAUUUAGAUUUGACGUUUCGUAUAGUUAUUCUUCUGCUACCUCUUUUAUUCAAGCAUUAAUAUAUCAUGGAUAUUCAAUCCCUCUAUUCCGUUAAGGACAAAGUCGUCCUCGUGACCGGCGGCGCCAAGGGCAUCGGCCGGAUGAUCUCGGAGGCCUUCGUCGUCAACGGCGCCAAGGUCUACAUCGCCUCGCGCGACGCCGCCGCCUGCAAGGCCGCCUGCGCCGAGCUCAACGCCCUGCCCAACGUCCGCCCGGGCUCCGCUAUCGCCCUCCCCGCCGACCUCUCCUCCCUGGCGGAAUGCCAGCGCCUCGCCGCCGAGCUCUCGGCGCGCGAGAAGAAGCUGCACGUCCUCGUCAACAACUCGGGCGCCACAUGGGGCGAAGCCUACGAUAGCUAUCCGGACUCGGCCUGGACCAAGCUCCUGACGCUCAACCUGCAGCGCGUCUUCACGCUCACCCAGCUGCUGACGCCGCUGCUCGAGGCGGCCGGGCAGGCGUCCAAGACGGCCGGGACCGAGGGCCGGGGCGAGGACGAGGGCGAGGGCGAGGGCGAGGGCGUCGUGACGGACCCGGGGCGCAUCAUCCACAUCGGGUCCAUCGACGGGCUGCGGGUGCCGCAGCUGCCCACGUUCGCCUACAGCGCGACCAAGGCCGGGCUGCACCACCUGAGCCGGCACCUGGCGGUGGCGCUGGGCCCGCGCGGCGUGACGAGCAACACGCUCGCGUGCGGGCCCUUCCCCAGCAAGAUGAUGGCCGCCACCCUGCGCGACUUUGGCGACGCCAUCCGCGCCGCCAACCCCCUCGGCCGCAUCGGCACCCCCGCCGACGCCGCCGGCGCCUGUCUCUUCCUCGCCUCCCGCGCCGGCGCCUUCGUCAACGGCGCCACCAUCGCCCUCGACGGCGGCGUCUCCCUGGUGAGCAAGAUCUGAGCCUUCGAACCGACCUCUCCGCUCCGGGGGCAGUGCGUCUUAGUAGUAGUAGUGGUGGUGGUGGUGGUGGUGGUUCAUGUGCGAGAGAGGGUUUAAUGGGAAAAAGACGACGACGCUGUACAUCAUUAUGUACUCUCAUCUCGAGCAACGUCCUGUUUUGUUCGCCUCGGGUUUAUACAAACACUUGGGAAACUCGGGAACUGUCCGGAUUUGCUCAUGGGACACCUCGGGUGAGAGGGGUAGAAAACACUCUCUAUCGGCCCUGUGUAUGCUAUGUGCUAGCCGAGAACGAGAAGAGGGAAAGAAAGGCGGAUUAUGGAAUACGACAGAAUCCCGACGAUAACAUGAUGAUGACGAUGAUGAACCUC
This is a messenger RNA of Thermothelomyces thermophilus ATCC 42464, 1385 nucleotides long. RefSeq lists its product as uncharacterized. The coding region runs from base 154 to 1017 and encodes 287 amino acids. The transcript has 3 exons. Gene Ontology annotation, molecular function: oxidoreductase activity. Lineage: Eukaryota; Fungi; Ascomycota; Sordariomycetes; Sordariales; Chaetomiaceae. The record is from RefSeq and is a predicted model, not a curated record.